Molecule: messenger RNA, 617 nt
Organism: Westerdykella ornata
Lineage: Eukaryota; Fungi; Ascomycota; Dothideomycetes; Pleosporales; Sporormiaceae
Product: WD40 repeat-like protein
Exons: 2
Coding region: 37-480 (147 amino acids)
Molecular function (GO): protein binding
Source: RefSeq, a predicted model, not a curated record
CGGCAAGAUCUGCUCGUCGCGUUCUCACACGACUCGAUGCGGCUUGCAUCGGCGUCGUCCGACCGGACGGUCAAGAUCUGCGAUGCAAGCAGUGGCGAGUGUUUGCAGACGCUCAAGAGCCAUAACAGUGACGUCCGUUCGGUCGCGUUCUCACACGACUCGGCACAGAUCGCAUCAGCAUCAGCGGAUUGCACGGUUAAGAUAUGGGAUGCAAGCAGUGGCAAGUGCCUGCAGACGCUUAAGCGUCAUUGCGAUUCAGUCCGCUCGGUCUCCUCAGCGUUGGACGACCUCAGAAAUCUUGAACUUGGAUGUUGUGGUUUGAGUCCGGAUAGAGCUUGGAUAACAUAUAAUUCAGAGAACGUGUUAUGGUUACCCUCAGAAUAUCGACCGUCAUGCUCAGCUUUGUCAGGGAAGACAAUUGGCGUUGGUGUUGGAUCUGGAAAGGUAUGGGUAUGCAACUUUAGGCUUAGCGAAUCUUAGGGACUUAGAGGCAUGUAUGUAGAGGGACUUGAUAAGUGUCUUUAUACUUUAUAUUUCAAUUAUAUCUCUAUUUGUAGAGGGGUUUGGGGAUAAGCAUGAGCAUGUAGCUAGGAAAUUUGCCACGACAAAGCUUCGAG